Molecule: messenger RNA, 1169 nt
Organism: Camellia sinensis
Lineage: Eukaryota; Viridiplantae; Streptophyta; Magnoliopsida; Ericales; Theaceae
Source: RefSeq, a predicted model, not a curated record
CUAUGUUGUUUGAUCCAAAAUUUUGGCCUAAUGUUGCGUUUUGUAUCAAAAGCACAAUACCUUUGGUUAGUGUUUUGCGAGAAGUUGAUUCAGAGGAGAGGCCUGCUAGGGGUUACAUUUAUGAGUUGAUGGAUUUGGCUAAAGAAAAGAUUGCUUUCAAUUAUGGAGGAAAUGUUAGGAAGUACGGACCAAUUUGGAAUAAGAUAGAUGCAAGGUGGACACCACAACUUCAUAGACCUUUACAUGCUGCUGGUUAUUAUCUAAACCCUCAGUUGCGCUAUCGAGAUUCCUUCUCCAAUGUUGAGGAGGUGAGGCAAGGAUUGUAUUAGUGCAUGGAUAGAAUGUUGAGUUAUGAUGAGCGUCUCAAGGCUGAUAUCCAAUUGGACUAUUAUGAUCAAGCAAAAGGGGAAUUUGGAAGUUGUGUUACAAUUGAUUCCAGAGCGAUACGCUCUCCCAGUAAGAAACUAAUAUGAAAAUAAUUUUCCAAUUACAUUCUAUAAAAUUAAAAUAUGAUAUUGAAAUUAUUUGUGCAUUUUUCAAAUUAUGUAGCUGAUUGGUGGAUUCGUUUUGGGAGCAAAACACCAGAGUUAACAAAAUUUACUAUUCGAAUACUUAGUCUAACUUGUAGUGCUUCGGGAUGUGAGAGGAAUUGGAGCACCUUUGAGUCGAUUCAUACAAAAAAGAGGAAUAGGCUUGAGCACAAACGUUUGAAUGCUUUGGUCUAUGUGAAGUACAACACUAAACUAAGAGAGAGCAGUAUCAGAAGAAGACAAAACAUCGAUCCAAUACUAAUUGAUGAAAUUGAUUCGGAUGAUGAAUGGAUUGCUGAAAAAGAUUUUGUCCUCUCCCUCGAUGCUUCUUGGCUUGAUGAAGAAGAAUUGUUCGAUGCUGAAGCAAUUAGGACUGUGCCUAUCACUACAUAUGAUAGAAGUGUGGAGAAUCGAUCAACUACGACUACAAUUAAUGUUGACUCAUCUUCGAAUGCAAAGAAAAGAAAUGUUGGUGAAGGUUCAAGAAAUGAUAGAGGAAAAGGCAAGGCAGCAAGAUGCACCCUUGUGGAUGAAGAUAUGGCGUUGGAAGAAGUUGGUGGAAUAGAUGAUGGAACCUAUCCCAUUAUAGAUAUAGCGGACGAAGAUGAUGACACUAUUAAUGAGGAUGACUUAGUGUGA